CCCCCUUCUAUCUCUCAUUGCGAGCGCAGUAUGGCCCCCUAUUUCGAAACCGUUAAGUCAUUCGCAGAUGUUACAGUGACAGACGCUGGCGUCGACACGCUGGAAUUCCUCCAGGCUGCGGAUGGUGUGGUGGCGCUCUUUGACGUUCUGGGUUCUACUGCCUUCACUGCAGUGCAGAGUGAUAUUAAGGGUAAUAUUGCUAAAGUCAGGGCUCGCUACGAUGCUGUGCCUGCGCAAUCAGCCACUUUGGAGCAGUUAGUCGAGAGCGAGAAGGGCGAGAAGAAGCGACCAGCAACCGAAGGCCUCAUGUGGCUGCUACGUGGUCUCUCGUUCACCUGCAAGGCGCUGCAAAACGCCCAGGCGAAUACGUCGGAGGAGCUUUCCGUUGCGUUCAGCAAGUCAUACGACGCGUCCCUCAAGAAGUUCCACAAUUUCGUGGUCAAAGGCAUUUUCGCGGUUGCCAUGAAGGCGUGCCCCUACCGCGCGGACUUCUACGCCAAACUCGCGUCUGAUCCCGCAGGCGGACCCCCUGUUCCCGCUGACAAGCUGAAUGAAGAACUCAGCAAGUGGCUCGCUGCCCUCGAUUCUAUUGUAAAGAGGGUGGAGGCAUUCUACGAGAAGGGCGGGCACAACAAGGGCUUCUGAUAGAUCCUUCUAGUCCAUUCCGCCUAAGGGAAAAGUGGCUACGUGCUCUCAUGUAAUGCGACCAUUUGUUCACGAGACCUGCAAUCGCCUGCCUUUACAUCCGU
Postia placenta MAD-698-R-SB12 is the source of this 749-nucleotide messenger RNA. RefSeq lists its product as hypothetical. Gene Ontology annotation, molecular function: ceramide 1-phosphate binding; ceramide 1-phosphate transfer activity. Gene Ontology annotation, cellular component: cytoplasm; membrane; cytosol. Gene Ontology annotation, biological process: ceramide transport; intermembrane lipid transfer. The coding region runs from base 31 to 645 and encodes 204 amino acids. The transcript has 5 exons. Lineage: Eukaryota; Fungi; Basidiomycota; Agaricomycetes; Polyporales; Adustoporiaceae. The record is from RefSeq and is a predicted model, not a curated record.